This is a messenger RNA of Tigriopus californicus, 722 nucleotides long. RefSeq lists its product as uncharacterized. The record is from RefSeq and is a predicted model, not a curated record. The transcript is spliced from 3 exons. Bases 142 to 633 code for a protein of 163 amino acids. Lineage: Eukaryota; Metazoa; Arthropoda; Copepoda; Harpacticoida; Harpacticidae.
CCAAUCCCAAUGUUCGGUGAAGCGUUCCUUACUCGAAGUAGGGAUAUGCUUGAAGUAGUAGGCAAAAUUUCGAGAGAGUGGAUCUCGAUCUUCAUGUUCACCUUGCGGCGAUCCGAUUAAGAUCAUGCAAUCACUUACGAAAUGAAGAGACUUUGUUUACCAUUGAUCAUUUUGACCACCCUGAUUCCAAAGUCCCACCUUUACGGAUCCAUUCGUGACACUCAGGAUCAAUUAUUUGGCAAGAAACACACGGACAAGAUUCGGAAAUUGGAGUCUGAGGCAAACAACCCAACCAUGGUGCGUGCUUAUUCUCACCUGUUCCGAGCCAUUUUGAGCGAGAAAAGUGUGAGACGGGAAUUGGGCCGUAUUUUUCGAAUGGGCCGCGCUGCCGCCACUCUGAAGAGGACCAACCAACGCUUGUCCGCUCAAAUUAAAGCUCGUAAUAGACUGAAGCUUCCAAUGGAAGAUCACGAGAAUUUACGAGUCAAAGAAAGAGUUCAAGAGAAGCAAUCACCGAAGCACAUUGUGCACAGCAUUGAAAUUGGCAGUGGGGAAUACGUGGUGGAGCCUUCUUCCGAUGAUUUUUGGGACUUGAGUCAGAUCACGCAACCUCAGGAGGAGCUCUUCGACUAAAUGAAACACCUUUAUUGGAAUACGUUUUGCAUUUUGUAUGGUCUAAAAUGUUUUCGUUUAGGAAUAGAACCAAUAUUUGAGCGACUUUA